This is a messenger RNA of Lactuca saligna, 357 nucleotides long. Lineage: Eukaryota; Viridiplantae; Streptophyta; Magnoliopsida; Asterales; Asteraceae. The record is from the annotation of a GenBank genome assembly.
AUGAAUGAUGUAGGUGAUGGCGGUGAAGGAAAUAAUUCAUCUGUUAGAGGAUUGAUACUUACUGAAGUUAAUGUAGAAAAAGAAGUCAAUUAUAGUAAACUUGUUGAUACGAAUUCUUUAACAAUGACUCAGUUUCAUCAACUUCCAGGGGUGAAUGAGGAAACGAUUAAGUUGUUGGAUGAAACUGAGUUACAGGUGUAUAGAAGGAAAAAGCUAAUGUCAGGAAUCAGUGGGGAUAAUGUGGUUGGAAGAAAUAUAGGAGAAUCUGUUGAUAAUGCUGCAAAAGAUGAUGAUAAUGAAAAAAAGGGAAAAACAUAUCCCCAAAAAGGCAAAAAUAUUUCAUUCGCCCUAUAUUGA